AUGAAUCAAGAGAACUCACCUUUGCUAACAGCUUCUCGCGCCCCUAAUGACUUUGAUGAAGAGAGCCUUCUUGGUAACGGAAGUAGAAGUAGUGUUCACGAUUCCGGCGUUCUGGAACGUACCCCUCGUACACGUGAAGCGCCCCGCGAUCAUGCCAAUUUCUUUCCUUUACGCCAUGGAAAAUUUUCAAAACUAGAGACCUUGCUGGCUUUUACGAGUAUCAUAUUAUUAAUACUUAUGAGCAUCUUUGCUGGCCUGUAUGCAAAGGGAAGGGCCAAUAAACAUCACGAAGUCAUAGUUCCGGUUCCUGAGCCACCAUCGAAUAAUGAUACCACGGAGGGACCUUGUUUAACGACCAAUUGUAUUUUAACAGCAGCUCAGAUAAUAUCUGAUAUAGAUUCAAGUGUCGAUCCUUGUGAUGACUUCUAUCAAUACAGUUGUGGUGGGUGGAUAAAGAGUCAUAUCAUUCCCGACGAAAAAGGACGGUAUGGUUAUUUUGACAGUCUGUAUGAAGACAAUCAGAAAUUACUAAAAAGAAUUUUAGAGAAUGAAUUCGGGUCUCCUAAUGAACCAGACCUACCACCACCAUCAGAGACCCAAGAUAAACUAAACCUUUACAAGCUUCAAGACUUUUAUCAAUCGUGCAUGAAUGAGACACAGAUCAACAUUCUCGGUAGUUCUCCCUUGCGCCCGAUAUUGGAUAAAAUUAAUGAGAAUUUUGAUGAAAGUUCGUUGAUUUACAAUAGUUCAGAGGCAUCGGAUAAAAGAAGGCAAACAUCUCUCCCACUUGAUACACAAAAUUUAACAAGCAUCUUGGCGUAUCUGUCAACUCUCGGUGUGAGGCCGCUGUUUGCGUUCUAUACUGAUGCCGACGCAAAAGAUCCCGAGAACAACGCCAUAUACUUGACGCAGUCUGGUCUUGGUCUACCUUCCAAGGAGUAUUAUGGUGAAGAGAAUAUUCUUGAAGUUUACAAGGAUGUUAUCGCUGAAUUAUUGGGAAGGGCACUGGUCGUUGACUUUUCGGAAAAUGGUACAAAGACUGACAUAAUUGGAGAAUUGAUUGAAUAUGAAGUGACCGACUUAUUUGAAUCGAUUGCACUUGAUGUCGUAAAUUUUGAGAGUUCCUUGGCUAAAAUUUCUCUAUCAGCCGAAGAAUUGUCCGAUCCCGAGUCGACAUACAACAACCACACCUUGUUAUCUCUCACUAGACUCAGUCCCAUCUUCAUGUGGUUAAACUAUUUAGAUAAGCUUUUGCCACCAUCACAUAACACAGAUCUUACAAAAGUUAUCUCCGGAUAUGCAGAUUUCCUGGAUGAAAAUUUCAGAGCUCCCAUUAGAAGACUGAUGGCUAAACUUAGUGGUAUAGAUGAAUCGGUGAAACCGAAAAGAUGGGAGGUUUGCCUUCGUGCUGUAGAUUCCACCAUGGGACUUAUGGCCGGUAGAUUCUUUGUUCUGAAAGCUUUCGGCGGUCAAAGUAAAGAAAUUGCCGACCAAAUGAUUGGUUCCAUAAAAGAUGAAUUCAUUAAUCGCAUGCCGCAGAUUGAAUGGCUCGAUGAUGUGACUCGUAAUAAGGCCAUCGACAAGGUUAAAAAAAUUAUUCAAAAAGUCGGAUAUCCCACCGAAUCUCCAGACACCAUGUCACCAGGUUCACUGGCCGAGUAUUACGAUAAGAUAAAAGUCAGGAAUGACACAUUUUUCGAAAAUGUGAUGAGCACUGAGAAGUGGUGGUCUGAAAAGACAUGGCAGAAGGUUGGGAAACCGGUGGAUCGUGGACACUGGUACAUGACGCCUCAAACAGUCAACGCCUAUUAUAAUCCCACAGCAAAUGAAAUCGUAUUCCCAGCUGGAAUUCUUCAGUCUCCAUUCUUCAAUGCAGAUGCGCCUGAAUAUGUAAACUUUGGUGGAAUUGGUAUGGUAAUUGGACACGAACUCACGCAUGCAUUCGAUAACAACGGGCGACAGUAUGAUGCCAGCGGACGUUUAACACAAUGGUGGUCCAACGAAACGAUCGAAGCAUUCAACAAUAAGUCGAAAUGUUUUAUUCAUCAAUACUCGAAUUACACUGUCAAUGAUCCAAAAGGUGUUCCCGUGAAUUUAAACGGUCGCUUGACUUUGGGUGAAAAUCUUGCAGAUAAUGGAGGUCUCGAUGAAGCAUAUAGUGCAUGGCAUACCAGGUUUGAAAGUGACCCAGAUGGAUUAGACCCGAAACUGCCGUGGAAAGGGUAA
Molecule: messenger RNA, 2226 nt
Organism: Acaulospora colombiana
Lineage: Eukaryota; Fungi; Glomeromycota; Glomeromycetes; Diversisporales; Acaulosporaceae
Source: the annotation of a GenBank genome assembly